This is a messenger RNA of Exophiala dermatitidis NIH/UT8656, 4769 nucleotides long. RefSeq names its product poly(A) polymerase. Gene Ontology annotation, molecular function: RNA uridylyltransferase activity. The coding region runs from base 286 to 4410 and encodes 1374 amino acids. The record is from RefSeq and is a predicted model, not a curated record. Gene Ontology annotation, biological process: RNA 3'-end processing. The transcript has a single exon. Lineage: Eukaryota; Fungi; Ascomycota; Eurotiomycetes; Chaetothyriales; Herpotrichiellaceae.
GUUAACUUCAACCUCGUUGUCGCGCCCUAUUCAAGUGACUCUUGUAAUCAGCAUUCACGACUUGCUCCCUUUUCACCCGCGAUCUCCACGACUUGGUUAUCUAUUUAAACGUAUCUCUGCCCCAGCUAUUUUCACUCUCACCUUUCUUUUCACUUACCCUAUGUUGCAAGAACCCUUGCCAAGCAUCAACCGCUGAAUCUGUCGGACCUUCCCCGAUCACAUAUCAACAAAGAAUCUGACUAUUUCUACUACUGCUCAAAACGUUCGGGAAGCCAGUAAGCCAUCAUGGCUGCGCCGCAGGACGCACCUGGUUUUCCUCCUCGAGUCUGGGAUCAGCUUCAGCAGACUUCUCAUCAACUAGCGCAACAACACAGAGGUAGCCAUCGUGGCCGUGGGCAGGGCAGAGGAAUGUCAUCGAUGCCUCAACCAAGUCACAAUCAGUAUCUUGUCCGGAACCAAACUGCGCCGCUCCAAAGCCAGCAGCUCCCGCCAUCUUCGAUGAGUAACGAGGCUUUCCCUCCGCUUGGGGCUUCGCGACCUCCAGCUCCUAGUAACAUGCCACCUCAACCCCAGUACCAACAGCCAGCCUAUCAUCAGGCCUACAACACUGUGCGCCAAGUUACUCCCAGGGAAUAUCAAGAUCGCGCUAGAGGCAAUUAUGGGGGCAAUGCUGGACAUUUUCGACCGCAACAAAAUCACUUUCCUGUCGCACCUAUGGCACCUAUGGCACCAGCCGCCGAGAAUUACCAGCAUCACGCUUACGGACGCCCUCCGCCACGCCACGCACGUCUGUUCAAUCCCAACUCCAGCAUGGGAUACGGCACUGUCGAACAGCAGCGCAAUCUGCGCCAUGUAAGAAUCAAGCAGUCCGACUACUUGAACAGUGUUGGCAGAAAGGCAUGUCCGGAGCACAGACUGAGCAGGGAGGAGUCUUUGGAGAAGGAGAGCUUCCGGCUCGAGCUUGAAGAAGUCGCAAGAAACGCACUCAAAUCCAAGUACCCCGAUCUCGACAUAAAGCAGGUGCAGCUAAAAUGCUACGGCAGCCUUGGGAACGGAUUCGCACUAGGUGGUUGUGACAUGGAUCUGCUCCUUGCUCUACCCAAAUGGUCAAAAGAAAUGAAGUCUUUUGGGGCGGUUGAUGGCACUAAUCCAGAGCAAGACUUGACUACGGACGACGAAGAUGACGAGCGCGCUUUCAACAUGGAAGUGCGUCGAGUGCUCGAGAAAGCAUACCUUGACCAAGGUUAUGGCGCCCGACUUCUCACCAAUACCCGCGUUCCUAUCUUACGCAUUUGCCAGAGUCCCAAUGCUGAGUUGCUUCAGAAUUUGCGCGACAAUCGUGCCGCUUGGGAGAAAUCUUCGUACGAAACGUCAGCCCCGGCAGUCGACUCAUCAGCUCCCAACCUGACAGAUUCACCUCCAGAUGUCGAAACAGUUGAACAAUCCCUUGCUGACCUCACGAUCUCCAACACUGUUCCCAGGGCCCCAAGCCCACACGGCAACACCGGCCUGGAAUUCACUGCAGACUGCGGUAUCCAGUGUGACAUCAACUUCACCAAUUUUGUUGCCCUUUAUAACACAGCCUUGCUGAAACUCUACCACGACUUCGAUAAGCGUGUUGGAGAGUUGGGGCUCUUUGUCAAAAUUUGGGCUAAGAUGAGAGACAUCAACACGCCUUACCAUGGCACUCUUUCAAGCUAUGGAUACAUCAUGAUGGUCCUCCACUAUCUCAUGAACGUGGCCUCCCCUCCCGUUAUCCCCAAUCUGCAACACUUGGUCACGUGUCAGGAUGACUGGUUUCCAGACUUGAAGGUCAAGCUGAUCGAAGGCUGCGACAUCCGUUACCUUUGCGAUCCGAGGAGCAUUGCAGAGGUGCGCCAGGAGAUGGCUUCCCGACCAAAUCGUGAGACUUCUGGUCAACUCCUGAGAGGAUUCUUCCAAUACUACGCGACCCGUGAAGGGUUUCAUUGGACCCGGGAUGUCAUUUCAAUCAGACGCAAAGGUGGCAUUGUAUCCAAACAGGAGAAGGGAUGGACUGAGGCCAAGUGGGUACAAAAGGGAGACAAUCAUGUCCGUCUACGCUACCUACUAGCCAUCGAGGAUCCGUUCGAGGUCGACCAUAACAUUGCUCGGACAGUUGGUCAUAACGGACUCGUCGCAAUCCGGGACGAGUUUCGCCGAGCUUGGUCGAUCAUCGAAAGGGUCGGCGCAGGCGAGGAUGUCUCGGUGGACGAGUUUCUAGAGCCUGUCACGGACCGAGCCGAUACUUUGAGAAAGGAUUUGGAAUUCCACCGGCAAAAGCAAAAGGAGCUGAAGGCGGCCCUGGAAGCCAAGGAGAAGGCGCUGCUCGAUCAAGCGAAGACGUCAGGCGCCGAAGAAGCUCUAGAUGGUCAAAUCGAUGGUACGUUGGGGAAUUCUGACCAUGGAAAAGUGCAGUCUUGCUCCUCUGGACGAAGCAGUCGCCAAUCCUCAAGUUCAAAGCUGACAUCCACGACCUCAUGCCAGGACAAUCCCACGCACCAGCCCCGGAAAAGCUGGCGAUACAGGAAGGUCAUAGCUGACAGUGAGGACAGUGAAGAUGAGGAGAGCGGUCCGGAGGUGGAUGGUGACAUGAAUAAGGCUUCCAGACUCUGCAACCACAAGUCAGCUGCGUCAGAACCCGACCCAGAGACACCUAGGCCGACCGAACAUUUGUGCUCUCCUGAGGAUGUCCUUCUGGCUCAAGGCCUCGAUAUCGAUGGGAACCCUGUGGCAUGGGACGUUGAUACUCAGGACGGGCGCUGGCUACAUUGGAGGGACUGCAAGAUCAGGCAGGGAAAGCCCCUCAAUUUUGUAAAACCUUCCUUGCGCAAACUGCAUGAGCAAUGUCCUUUUCAUCUUGAUCGACCCAACCCAUACAUCGGUAAACCGUACAGGGACCGAUUCGAGCGGAUGAGAAUGAACCAUCCGCCUUGGCCUGCAAACGGUUCGGAACACGAACCUUCAAGGAUGGGCUCGGCUCAGGAGGAAUCGGCUGAGAGCAUGUCAACCCCGACUCCUGCCGAAGCUAGUUUAUCUCACGGUGAUACGACUAGCCCUGGGACUAUCUCGACAAAUUGCCAGUCAGAGCCUGCCGGAAGAAAUGUUGUCGGCGAAAUCAUUCAAUGGGACACAACAACACGUGGUGGCGAUUUCUUGCGUUUCCGUGAUAGGCGUCUGCGUCAGGGUAGAUGGGUACACCACCAGCGGUCUCAAUAUACGGAAAUUGACCAGGCUUUCCCUUACAAUCCUGAGAUGACACAUGACGAGCUGGAAAAGAAAAACGAGAUAUUGCGGAUGUUUUACACGUUUACGCUCCAUCGUUGCAAAGUGCCUGAUCGUGCCAAAGUCAAAGACACUGCAAAAGAAUCUCAAGGUACUGGCUCCGAUGCUCAGGCGUCAGUGCUCAACGUGGCACAGUCCGCGGACACAAGCAGCCGCGAUGCAACCACUCCUACGACCGUGAGCAGUCGCGACCCUCCGAUCGAGGAUAAAACCACUUCACAGAGUCCCGAGUCUAAUCUUCCUCCUUUGCAGACAGUCUUAACGCACAACAUCGAUAUCCUGCAAGAAGUGUCUACUGCACCUCCUAGCCACGGAGCUCUUGAGUCUAGAGCAAACAUGCCUGCCACUCCAAGUCCCGGACAGCCUGGUGAACUCGAUGCGAAGUUUAUUCGAGCGCAGCGGCUGGCCUUUUUUGCGAAGCAAGCUACCGCAUCGUCAGCAGGUGACGGUGAGACGAAUUCUCGGUUCUUUUAUCAGAGCGUCAAGGACGAUCCAGAAAGAGUGUCUGUUCGGUCUCCUAAAUCGCACAUUCCGGCUUAUCCAAUGAACCAUGGUGAAACCCCUUCUCCAUCUAGGGAGGCGUCGGCGGCCGGAGGUUCUGGUAUGUUCAACAAGCCAAGCUACGCACAUGGCCAAGGUGUUGAAAAUGCAGAACCGGGGCGAUCGGAUAAUAGUCUACCACAGGAUAACAGCAGUGACUCUGUCCAGCUAAGGAUCCGCAAUCCUGCUUCUCUGAAAGUUCCGGAAAUAUUGUACCCCAGUCUGGACUCCAGCGAGCAACCAAGAGAUGAACAUCGCCAGGUCAUGCCCAUGCCAAUCUCGCAAACGUUGGGAUUUCCAUUCGACGCAAGACAGCUGCGCGACCUGGCUGUAAUCGCACAAGGCGGCAAUGGUUGUGCUAGGGAUGGGGCCGAGUUCAGCAUUGAGUCUGACUAUGAACCUGGUGGCGGAGGUAUGAUGGGCCAGCGAACAAGUACCGGUCAGGAACAAUCUGAUGGUCUCGAACAGACUGGCGAAGAUGGCGACACCGACUCUUUCCACACUGGCAGAGGGGAUGUAGAAGGAUUGCUUGGUGAGCUUCCAGGGGAUGUCGCUUCGAGUGUUUGAUUGGUCAAAGGUUCUUUUCCCACGGCAGUACUGUUUGGGAUGACGGUCCUGGAUCUAAGGACACGGCGGCUUUCAUGUUGACCUUGCUUUACUGCUUUACGGUUUCAGUGGCAUAUGGACAGGAGCUCAGAAGGUCGAUGCUCCAAGGAAACGUGGUUCUGGUAUGCAGUGAAUCGUUCCUUCUUUGAGGAUCGACCGGGAUUCCUGGCCAUGUUCAUCCUCUUUUCGGCCCUCAACGUCCAUUGUAAUAGAGUAGGCAGACAUUGAUGCGUUUUCAGACCGGAGACAGCGGAGGGCUUGUCAUCUGUAGUUACCAUUAUUCCUAAAACUCCAAUGUUACCUUGACCACUGCGGAUGAA